Messenger RNA from Porites lobata, 3046 nucleotides. NCBI's taxonomy places the organism in Eukaryota, Metazoa, Cnidaria, Anthozoa, Scleractinia, Poritidae. The record is from the annotation of a GenBank genome assembly.
AUGGAAGAUGUUUCCGUGGUGGAAGAAUCAGAAAUGCAAGAAGAGAGUCAGUUUGUAUUCCAAGGACAGUGCAUGGUUCUCGGGGACUCUCGGGUUGGUAAAACAAGUCUGGUGAAAUCGCUCACCAGAAAGGAAUUUGAUCCAAACCAAACAAACACACAGGGAAUAGAUGAGAGCCUUGUGGACCAGAGGUGGAAAAACUACAACUUGAAGGAACUUGUAUUUGGAGACUUCAGGAGAUUUGCCAAAAUCGAAACUCGCUUAGAUACGCAGUUACUAACACCAGGCAGAGAAGCAACAAGUGCGGUUUACGAGUCUAGGAUAUCUUUAUGUUCGAUUGCAUAUUUUUUGGCAAGUGUUUUUAUAGUUACAGCAGCAAGUAAUAAGGUCAUCGACUGUCACUACACAAUGACCAUAGUUUUUAACUCUAUACAAUUUUUUCCAGUGAUGGCUCAACCUAUUUUGCUGACUCUCUACUGUGCCAGCAAUCAAUUACAUGUUCGGAGUUCCUUAGCUAAGUUUAUUUGCUUUUUCAGCAGCAGAGGAUUAUUAAUAGGCUCACAUCUUCCACUCGCUCUAUGCUACUACUGGGGGAAAUCUUACGUCCGCUUUCUCAACAUUCAUGUGGCACUCUUGACAGCUGCAGCUGUAUUUGCCUUCAUUGGUUGGCUACUGUUAAAGGGACUGUGGAGUAAUGAUUUUCAAUACUUGCAUCACUUUAUACCAGAAAGACUGCUUCAGAAUCAACAUUUUCUAGUUUUUUUGUGUUUUUGCCGUUUACUAUUAUCAAUUGUCGUUGGAUUUUGUUUUGGCUUUGUAGCAGCAUCGUUUCUGACAUCAUUAUUAAAUGACUCGCCAUCAAUAAUUCUUUCUCUUGAUUUUGUGCAAGAAAUUCUUCUUGUUUCCUAUUGUGUGGCUUUUACAGUGUCAUUACCUAUGACAUUAUUACACGUGUUAUUGUUACAGUCAUCAGCAACUGACAGGCUGGAGGACCUAUAUGAACUUAUUACACUGUCCGUCUUUCUAACAUUUCACCAAAUUAAACUAACAUUGACCUCAGCACCUUAUUUUUUUGUAAUACUAUUUCCUGCAUCAAUCUGUUUUGCGUUCUAUGUGGAAUUGUUUGGUCUCCAUUCAAUGUACCCCAACAAGUCCAGGUGCUCAAACAAGUUUGUUAAGCGCAGCGUGGGUCUUUUGUGUCUAGCGUUUGCUAGUAUUGAUCAUAAAAUGCUAAAAAGUGCCCUGAAUGAAAAGUUUUCCUCUCUCAAAUUGAAGAUACUUGACUUUGCUGGAGACAAAGAAUAUUAUGCGUAUCAUCACAUGUUUCUUAAAGGUCAUGCCCUUUACCUCAUAGUAUUAAACAUGGCUGAAUUUGCAAAGAAUGACUUCAAAGAAAUAAAUGCAGGAAUUCAAAGACUUAAGUUUUGGGUUGAGUCUGUCUGUAGCCAUGUCCCUCCCAAAACACCAAUAUUUCUAGUUGGAACUCACAGAGGAACUAUUGACAAAAACUGUACAGAAACAAUCGAUGGCUUCCUGAGAAACAACUUCUGGGAUUUCUACUGUGAUGAACUGAUUGAAAACGACACAGAAGGGUUGGUGUUCUUUCCUGUUGAGAACUCUAAUGGACACAAUGAUCAUGGAAUUCAAUGUCUUCAAAAGAAAAUUGUGGAUGUUGCCAUAAAUUGUAAGGAAACAGUGGGUCAUCACAUUCCUCUGCUGUGGGUCAGAAUGCAGGAUGCAAUCAUCAGCCACAAAGAAAAUAAGGAGGCCCUGUUUUGUGUAAAAUUUGAGCAGCUCAGAAUGGUGUUUAAAAAUCUUUUUACCCUAAACUGGUCAAAAGAUGCUUUUAAGUACUUCCAUGAGCAAGGUUUGGUUAUUUACCUGGACAGAAAUCAGGAUCUUGAUCUGUCUGAUUGGAUACUCCUCAAGCCUGAAAUAUUGGUUGACAUCAUUAUCCUACUUGUCACACCACCACCUGAGAUGACUCAGGAAAGAGGUUUAAGGCGUGACUGGAAUCUCUUGCAAAAAAAGGGACUGUUGACAAAACCACUCCUGAAGAACAUCAUCUCAAAGGUAAAGGAAAGUGUAGAAGCCAUGACUGCAUUUCUUGAGGAAUAUGAUUUGAUCUGCCCCUUGGCAAAUAGUAAGGUAAACAUGUUCAGAGUGUGUGAAGGUAAGGAGCAGCCAACACACUUUGUACCGUCAUUGUUACCAAUGGCCUCAGAAAGGGACACACCCAUAUGGCAUGAUGACAACACUGAUAAGAAGUGUUAUGUAUUCUUCAACAAGUUCCUCCCUGAACCUCUGUUCCACCAUCUGCUAUCUCGUGCUCACAAGCUUAGUAGGGUGGAGUUUCCCAAUGGUCAUACAGUUAUAUUCAGAGAUGCUGGCAGGUUCUGGUUGACUCCCUGGCAACCUUACAGUCUCAAGUUGAUGAAGGAGGAGAAGAUGAUUGAAGUCACAUUCAGAUGUGGGUAAGGCUGGAUAUCCUACUGGUUUAAGCUUAGCUACGUAUGGUAUGUUUGUUUCUAGCAUUUAUUGCUCAAUCAAAGUGUAAAAUUAUGUUUCAAUGGAAAUAUAAGUAUAAAUGAAUUUAUUUUUUGGCCUGUGUAUGAAAAUUAUGUAAGGCAGGAUUAGUGUUAAUUUAAGCACAAUAACUAAUAUUGACAAAAAUACCUGUACACUGGAAUCAGUUACUUUGCUAUUGUCAUCUGUUAUAAAAUGAGUAACUGAUACUGCUGGUCUUUUACUGUUUAGGGAAAGUGAUGAAAAAAGGCCAUCAGAUGUUCUGUGUCAUGUGUUUUCCAUGGUUGAUGGAAUCUGCAAAAGGAAUUUUCCUUUUGUCAGGUUCCACUGUGGCCCGGCCUGCCCCUCACCUAACUGCCCUGGUCACCUACCAAACCAUGUGUCGCUGUCAGUUGGAGAGGAACAAGUACGACGCCAGCAUGUGUUUAAUGUUAUGCCUGGACGGCAGGGAGACAGAAUUCCCUUUAUGUAUUGUGAAGACCAUAAUUUUGAAAGAGAGUUGAAUGAAUGGAUUCCUUAG